AUGGGGGAAAAGGGAAGUGAAGGAAUUCCCGGGAAAAUUGGUCCACGAGGCUACAAAGGCUCUAAAGGAGAAACAGGAAGCAAAGGCGUAAAUGGUGCGGGUAUCCCUGGGUUCCCUGGCCCCAGGGGUCCCAAAGGAUACAAAGGAGAAAGAGGAAUCGGAACAAAGGGACAGAAAGGAGAUGGAGCAAAUUUUGACCCAAGACAGCUGGCCAACUGGAAACAGUGCGCAUGGAAUUCACCAACGGAUACGGACAGCGGUAAAAUAAAGGAAUGCUCUUUUAACAAACUGCACCAAAAUACAGCCCUUAAAGUCUCAUACCAAGGAAACAUUCGUUUGCACAAUUCCAAUGUCAAAUGCAAGAGAUGGUAUUUCAAGUUCAACGGCAAUGAAUGCAGCGGACCUUUGCCAAUUGAUUCAGUCCUCUUCACUUCUUCUUCUUAUAGCUCAACGUCCAACAUCCAUCGUCCUCAUUUCUUUGAAGGUUUCUGUGAGAAUCUCCCACAAGAAACGAUUCGCAUUGAACUCUGGGUAGGCAAGUGCUCUGGUGGUUGGACACUGGGUAACGCUUACACAGGAUGGAAUUCAGUGUCCCGGAUCAUAAUUCAAGAAGUACCACCAGCCCAAUGUGGNCCGGGCUCACCAGGUCCUUCAGGUCCGCCGGGAAGAAGUGGCGACACGGGAGAAAAAGGUCGGCAAGGAGAUGCAGGAUCCCCGGGUAAACCUGGCUCAAGAGGACCCCGGGGGCACCAUGGGUUGACUGGAGAAAAAGGAGAAAUUGGUAGCGUGGGGGAAAAGGGCAGAGAAGGAAUCCCCGGGAAAAUUGGUCCACGAGGCUACAAAGGCUCUAAAGGAGAAACAGGAAGCAAAGGCAUGAUUGGUACGGGUAUCCCUGGGAUGACUGGCCCCAGGGGUCCCAAGGGACUCAAAGGAGAAAGAGGAAUCGGAAUAAAGGGAGAGAGAGGAGAUGCAGCAAAUAUUGACCCAAAACAGCUGGCAAACUGGAAACAGUGCGCAUGGAAGGGUGAAACGGAUGCGGACAGCGGCAAAAUAAAG
Messenger RNA from Stylophora pistillata, 1056 nucleotides. RefSeq lists its product as uncharacterized. Lineage: Eukaryota; Metazoa; Cnidaria; Anthozoa; Scleractinia; Pocilloporidae. The record is from RefSeq and is a predicted model, not a curated record.